Rotaria sp. Silwood1 is the source of this 300-nucleotide messenger RNA. The record is from the annotation of a GenBank genome assembly. NCBI's taxonomy places the organism in Eukaryota, Metazoa, Rotifera, Eurotatoria, Philodinida, Philodinidae.
AUGACAGCUCUUAAGGGGCCUCCCUUAAAUAAAAAACAUACAAAUGAUUCAAUAACACCAUCAUUUCCAUCAGCGACACGACCUGUUCAAACAAAAUUUGUUAGUGAAAAUACAUUAGCUUCAUUUAAAGGUGCAUUUCAACUUGGUUUUGAUUUUGUUGAAUUUGAUAUACAAUUAUCAAAAGAUAAAAUUCCUAUUGUUUAUCAUGAUUUUCAAGUUGCUAUUACACUUAAACGUAAAAGACAACAAACCGAAUUAUUUAUUGUACCAGUUAAAGAUUUAACAUUACCACAAUUAUAA